AUUACCCAAGCGUAUUUGCUAAAUAGAUCAAUUACAGUCAAUGAAUAUUUAAAACCUUUUUUUUCCUUGGAAAAAGCAUCUGCCUUAUCUGAAUCAGCAGACCUUAAGAUAUCAAUACAUUGACCUUAACUCUCCGCUUUAAAAAUUUGCGUUUGAUUGGUGUGUGUAAUUUUUCAUCCCAUACUAUUUCCGGGUAUUUAGCCGCCUUUUUCCGUUUAUAGCUCACCUGACCACGAAGAAGUCAAAGUGAGGUAAAGUGAUGAGGCUUUGUCCGGCGUCAGUCGCCGUGCGUUGUGCAUCGUCAACAUUUGGGUUGUUAACACUCUAGCAGUCACAUUUUUGAUUAUGUCAUAAUUAAAUGUUUGUCUCAAUGAAAUACAGGUCAAGUUCUAAUAUGGAUCAUCUCGGUUUUAACACUAGGUCACAGGAGCUAAAAAUAGAAAAAAAUCUUCUUAACACUCUAGUGACUGCAGUUUUGAUCAAAAUAUCAUGGAAAUUGAUAAGGAAGGUUGUUUGGAUGAUUUCUAGGUCAAGUUCGAAUUUCGAAUAUAAGUCAUUAUCUGUCAAAAACUAGGUCACAGGAGCUAAAAAUAGAAAAACCUUGUAAACACUUUAGUGGCUGCAGUUUAGACCAAAACAUUCUGCUAGUUUGUCAGGAAGGUUAUUUUGAUGAUUUCUAGAUUAAGUUCGAAUAUUUGCCGUCUCUUGUCAAAAACAAAGUCACAAUAAAAAUAUCUUCUUUACACUUUAGUGGCUGCAGUUUUGAUCCAAAUAUCCUGGAAAUUAAUAAUGAAGGUUGUUUUGAUGAUUUCUAGGUCAAGUUAGAAUACAGGUCAUAUCGGAUCAAAACCUUGGUCACAGGAACUUAAGAUAGAAAAAUCUUGUUAACACUCUAGUGGCUGCAGUUUUAAUCCAAAUAUUCUGGACAUUGGUCAGGUAGGUUGUUUUGAGGUUUUCUAGGUCAAAAUUCUGGAAAGAAAGUGAUCCCUCGGAAGCAUUAAUCACAACAAAAUAACAUAAGAAUUGCAGACUCGGUUUGAUUGAGUCUGCACAUGAGGGAUAAUGAAUAAGUGCAAUUCAGUAUUGGUUGUGUCUGUUCAAAACUACGUCACAGGAGCUAAAAAUGGAAAGACCUUGUUAACACUCUAGUGGCUGCAGUUUUGAUCCAAAUAUUCUGGAAAUCGGUCUGGUAGGUUGUUUUGAUGACUUCAGGGUCAUGUUUAAAUAUGAGUCGUCCUGGGUUAAAAACAAGGUCACAGGAGCUUCAAAUAGUAAAAUCUUGUUAACACUCUAGUAGCUGCAGAUUUGUUCCAAUUAUCCUGGAAACUGACCAGGAAGGUUUCUUUGAUGAUUUCUAGGUCAGCUUUGAAUAUGUGUCACCUGCGGUCAAAAACUAAGUCACACUGCCCAAAUAAGGAAAACCUUGUUAACAUUCUAGAGGUCAAAUGUUUGACUCAAGUGUCAUCCGACUUGGUCAGGAUGCUUAAUCGGAUGAGAUUGAUGGGUCAGGUGAGCAAUCUAGGACCAUCUUAGCCCUUUAGUUUGAAAGAUCUAGACCAAGUUUAUAUUUGAUAUUAAAUACCAACCGUACUAUAUGAUUUUAAGCUAUUUUUCUCCAGUAGAAUUUGAUUUUGCAGUUUUUAAAUAAGAUAACAUCUGCUAAUCACAAUUAUGCUUGCUUAAGUUUAAUUUCAAUUUCUAAACAAAAUUAUGGCAUUGAAGCUGUUCAGGUUUUUUUAAGUGGAUCGGUUUUCAAUUAACCUGUGGUCAAAACGUCAGUGGUCAAGAGGUCACCUGCACUGCAAGAGGUUACAGGUCUGAAAGCGCUAUGAUACAUAUUACAAUUGGCUGGUGCCUCACAAAAGAUUUUCGCCGAGCUACAAACAAGUGUUUAUAUGGUAUUGGUUACUUGUUCAAUAUCAUUUUGUGUCAAAAGAUUCUUAAAGUCGUUUUGGAUUGUUUUAAGGAACGACCCAGCAACUCUAUCUCAAUUCAUGAAAUAUAUUAUCGUAAACAAAACCAAAAAAAUUUAAUCUAAUGAAAGGCAUUUCAUAAGAUACAGUAAUCGUUUACGAUAGAAGCUUUUUGAGUAGAAAAGGCAAUAUGCAUAAUUCAAAAGAAAACCAUUCACUCUAUCUUCGCUUUAUUUGGAUGUUCAUAGACCUCAGCACAGAAACCGCAACUGCUGUAUUACAGAAGCUUUCCCAAGCCGAUAGUAUUUCAGAUUUCCUUAAAUCUAAAGAAAUAAAACAGCAGAUUGAACACUUGAAGCGUAAAAAGAUUCUUGAUAAAACAGCAUUUGAACACGUAAAAGCAGGAUCUAUGCAGGAUUUGGAUUUGAAUACAUUGAUUACUCUUAUUAUAAAUCUAUUUACUGAAGAUCAAUUGAAAUCUCCUAAAAAAGGCUGGGACCAUCCUCCGGAACCUGAGGACGAAUCCAUUGGUGCUGACUUGCUACGCUUAAGAACCCGUCGAAAUCACACAGUUGCGCAUUCUGUAAUAGCAGAACUUGAAGAGGAGGAAUUUAACAACUAUUGGGAUGAAGUAACAAAAAUUCUUAUCAGAAUAUGUACAAAAAUUAAUCCAGAAUAUGAAACAAAAUUAAAAGAAAAAUUAAAAUAUUACGAAAAGGAACCCCUUGAUCAAUUUUCCAAGGAAAAAUGUGAAGAGUUUGUUAAUGAAUGGAUGGCUAGGAUCUUGCUGAUUCAGACUGAGGUGGAUAAACUACUUAAAACAUUAGAAGAGUGUGCAUUUUAUUUGAGGAAAUCUAACAAUCGCUAUGAUAAGUACAUAUAUCUGCUGGAUAAAGGUGUGCACUUUGUUUUGUCAUCAUAUUUGAACCAAAAAAUUGCAAAUAACUGUACAGAUUUCAAGAAACGUCUUCACCAAAAAGAAAGUAGUCUAAGGGAAAAGAUAACAGACAUGAAACAACUUGAAAGGUUGUUUCCGCAAAAGUCUUCGGAUUUUUCUGACAAGUUUGACUCAUCAUUUUUAGAUAUAUCAUCGCUUGCUACCGUGAUAUUAUUUACGUUCGACAAAGAUGAAGAAGAAAUAAGCAAAGAAAUAGAAUUCAUCCAAUCUGCUCAUAAAAAUUAUGCAACUAUGUCACUAAAGGUAUUUGACACAGAAACAUUCGACGAUUCUUUAUCAGAUCUGGAAGCUAGCUUAAAGUUCAUGUCAAAAUUCCUUUUGAAAGAACAGAAAUGCAAGUUUACUGAUAUACUAGAAGAAAGUAAAAUUACCAAAAGUCUAGGAAAAUGCACUAAUUAUUUAAAAGCAAAAGGAAUCAAAAGUUUUACGGAGGUUUACAAUCAAACACUAAGAGAAACGAAGAGCAUAUUGCAAAAGAUGAAAAAUGAAAGCAUACCGUUUGCAUCUGAAAAAGUUUUAGAAUUGAAAAUGAUAACUUGCGGAUCUUCUGAAGAAACAACUUGUUUGGCAGAAAAGAUUCUUGUUGGGGUUUGGCAAGAAGCCAUACAUCGAACAGAAGAAAAAACUAAUUUUAAUGCAAUUCAGAAGGAAGCUUAUAAGAUACUGGAAGACAUAAAAAAGAAUAAAGACAUUAAAAGAAUAAGCGUUGAACAAAAAUGCAUACUCCUUUCUGUCGUAACCACAUUACCUGCCACUGUUUUGGCUCUUAUUGAAUAUCUUGAAAGUGAUUUUUUCAAAGAAGCAAUAACGAGUAUAACAAAAGAGCUUGGAUAUCACUUCGGUACUAUUUUCCGAAUACACACUUGUUUGACAAUUGAGUCCCUCUGUGAAUUGAAAGGAGAAAACGCAUCAUACUGUUUAGAAGAAAGUUCAGAAGAUGAAAAGAUGGUCAUUGAUGGUAACGAAGAUACCAAGAGAACCAAUGCAACGAAAGAGACAUUCAAAGCGUCAUUGAUAAAAUCUGAUAUCGAAGAAUCGGUCAGUGAAAAAAGAGGACGUCAAACGGCAUUAAAAGAUAUUUCAAAUGAGGAUCUGAGCAUUGGACAGAAGAGACCUAGACGUGAUUGUGCAGAUGCUGAUGGAAAAAGCUAUGACAAAGAGUUUCAAGCAUUUUCUUUAACUGGAAUUCUGCUUGACAUGUCUUGUCCAAAAGCGGAGAAGCAAAGUAGUGCAGAAAUUCGGCGGCAAUAUAUUCUGUCACAAAUUCAAGUAAUAGUUUCAGCUGUACAGUUUGACAUAUCCAAAUAUAACCGGAUACUUGCCGCUGCCGUGGGUGGUAGUCAAUGUAGCGGAAUGUUUGACUUGAUUGGGACGCUUCAUUCAGGAGACAUUCUCAAAAUGGAAAAAAUAUCAGAUGGAACGAUGGAAAGUGUUUUCGCAUGUCUUGAAGAAAAUGGUGCAGGCAUUACAAGAAAAUGGGUUGACAGGAUGAUUUUUCGUGAAAACGUACUUGAACAUGAGGCAAAACUUAUUCUUAACCGCCUCAGAUCAGACCACGACUUUGCUAAGAGGUUUGUUGAACAUUUCUUGCAUGCAUCAUGUCGUGACUGGAAAGGUUUAGGGUACUUAAUUCAAAAAGUAUAUGCUUCAAUAGGAAGCUUCUACCGCCAAGCCACCCCAUUGGAAAUAAGAGAAGUUGUAAAUCGGUCAAUGUCGAAUAUUGAGGAGUCUCUGUUGGUAGAAAUAAAAGACGACUGUAUAUAUAGAAUAAGUGAAGCGGCUUCAAGUGUCAUUGGAGAAAGUUGCAAAGACAAGCAAUAUUCGUUGCAAAGAAUCUUGUCAAUUGUGGAUCCUUUUAUCUAUGGAGGGAACAAAUUAUAUUCUUCACUAAGCGAUUUAUGCAAGGUAUUUAAAAAUUCAUCAAGUGCAUUGCCAAACCAUCAAAGGUUUUUAUUUGUCAUCUCAGAUGGUUGCUCAAUAGAUGAAGUUGAUACUGAAGACCUCAAUCAGAAGUUUGAAGCUGCAAAUGUAAAAGUUGUUUGCUUUUUUACAACUUUCUCAAAGGGUGAAGAUAACUUAACCAAUAUUGAUGCCGACAGUAUUGGAAAAGAUGGGGAAAUGUUAAAGGAACUAAGUUCAUCAACAUUUCCAAUGGAUCCAAUUUCCCGAGCAAUUUUCAUGACACGAAACUUAAUUGAUGUCAAUAACGAGAAAGCAAAGCUGUUUUUUCAGGUUAAGGAUUUCAAAAGAUUAAAUGAACAAUUUGCCCUUGUUCAAAACGCAUUAAGUUGUCGGGAUUCUCUAUUAGACCUCAUUCCUCUCAUACCGCUAGACGUAUACAUCAACGCAGCAAAACCAGCCAUUACUGGUCGUCAUCAAAUGGGUCAUACGCUUGCUACUGCAGUUGCAACAAGCAUUCAUUUAUCAAAGGCCCGAAAUGACCACAAUGGAAUUCCGAAUAUUAAGGAUUUACUUGACGAAGUAAAAAUAAUCUUCGAAACAGAGAAUGAUCAACAACGGCUCCAGAAAAUAUUUGCUAAACACGGUUUGGCUUAUCGGCCAGUUGACGCAAGUACAGCGAUGGUUGCCAUUGCAGCAAAACGACCUGUAAUUGCGACGUUUCAACUGACCGACGAAGAAGUAGAAAUUCUUGACGUAUUCUUUAAAACCAAUCCGUUUGGUAUUUUAACAUCAGAUGACAUUGUUUUGAGUGAAAGGUUUCCAGAUGUCAUUCUUUCAGAGCAUGCUGCUCUGUUAGCAAGUUUUAACAGCAAAUGUUUUCGAUUUAUGCACUUCCGUGGUGAAGAAUGGGCAGAUACAGGCUUUUUUAGGGUGGAAAAUGCCGGUAUUUUGAAAGUAAAGUUCAUCGAUGUUUACUUGAAAGAUGAAAAAAAUGAAGAUGAAAAAGAUGAAGAUGAAAAAGAUGAAGAUGAAUCUUUAAGUAAAGAGAAAGAAAACAUGAAAAGAGAACUGACAGAACUUAAAACAAAGCAAAUGAUGUGUCCAAUGUGCAAGUUGAGAUCGAGGAUGUCAGCUUUUGAAGGAACAUUUACGUUAGCCAAAUGUCCAAAAUGCAAACUAAAGUUUGAAAUUAAGGAUGAAGACAAAUCAUUGUUUGCUCUUAAUGCGUAUCUUACGUCACUGAGUAGAUAAACUCUGUUACAUUGAAUCAUUCGUACUUAAAGGGCAACUUCUGUUUACAUGGGUUUAACCUUUUUUGUAAUUAUUUUUCAAAUGCUAAAUUCGGAAGGGACGUCGAAUGCAGAAAGCAGGCUUGCCCCCAAGUUAGAUCAUUUUUGUGUUAAAGUUAUUAUGCACGACACGGUGUACAUUAAGAGCCACGAAAUUCGACAGACUUUGUUGAUUCAAGAUAUAGAUUUUAAACUUAAAUAAGAUAUGGCCUUUAAAAACAUUUUUGAGCGGCAAAAAAUGUUGUCUUAAAAUCACAUUGAAAUGACGUCAAUAUAUUUAUAAUACACAACUGGAACAUUCGAAGACUUGUUGAUUCGGAUUUGAAACUUGCGCCAUUUGCAACACAAAAAAAACAGUAAAAUUUGUAUCGAUGUCUUUUGUCUUUGAACUUGGAAUGUGUGUGUGUAUUUUCGAAAUUAAAAUGUUCAAACAAUACGGAUGAAAAUAGUGGGCUAAAAGAAUUUCGAAAAAUGUCUACCGGUUUCACUUGUUAAAGGGAUUUCUAAGAUAAUGACGUUAAUAACGUCGCUUGGUAACGACGUCAAUACAGCGUAAAGGGAUGUCACUCUUAUAACGUUUUAAAUGGACAUAUUAAUAAGUUAAAAAAAUAUAAUAUUAUACCUAAUUUGCAUACGCCCUUUUGUAUUUAAUAUGAUGUCAUCCAGUAAAUAAAUCGCAUACAGACCGGCUACCCAAUUCAUAAUUCUUAUACAGACUAUCUAAACUCGACUUUCACUACAACAUAAACAGACAAUAUUGUCAAACUGUCA
Molecule: messenger RNA, 6833 nt
Organism: Ruditapes philippinarum (Manila clam)
Lineage: Eukaryota; Metazoa; Mollusca; Bivalvia; Venerida; Veneridae
Exons: 10
Coding region: 2104-6024 (1306 amino acids)
Source: RefSeq, a predicted model, not a curated record